This is a messenger RNA of Sitophilus oryzae (rice weevil), 5620 nucleotides long. RefSeq lists its product as uncharacterized. Bases 445 to 5145 code for a protein of 1566 amino acids. NCBI's taxonomy places the organism in Eukaryota, Metazoa, Arthropoda, Insecta, Coleoptera, Curculionidae. The record is from RefSeq and is a predicted model, not a curated record. The transcript is spliced from 23 exons.
GCGUCGGCAUAAUUCAGUCGCUGGCUGGUUCGACGUCGCGUCGGUUCAACAAGCGUCGUGACGCUACAAAAACGCGAUGUAGGACGCUCGCGACGGACCAACUUAACCAAAACCGAUGUAAAAAUAGACCGUUUUUUAGGAUUUCGUAAAUUUUCGUUUUAAAAGUGUUGUUACUUUACGGGCAAGUAGAAAAUCAAGCUGAAUUAGCCGGACAAACUAAAGAAAACAGUGAUUAAUUUGGAGAAAUAGGAAGUAACAAUAUUUGGUCAAACAGAUCCCUAGAUAUAAUACAUUCAGCAAGGCUUAACCUCAUUAUAAGGUUUUUAUUUCAAAUCUAGAUCGAUUGAAGUAUGAAUAAACUCAGGAUUGACAUAUAAAAAACUGGCAUAAACCAAAUAUACUAAAAUGUAAAAAUAUAAGAAAUGUAAAUCCUCUGGUUCCAAUAUGAGUGACAAUACUCCCAGUGAGGUGUUGAAGAAACCUCCUAAAAAACCCAAGCUUGAAAGAGGGGUUAAAUUGCCAACUCCUCCACCUGAUCCAUGGGAGGCUUUGUCAGAAAACAGUCCAAAAACGCCGCAAAAUCACAAAAGUGAGUCUGUAGAAGAUGGAGAUGAUCGGGAAGUCUUGGACUACAUCGAGUCUUUGCACAAGAACCUCUAUUCUAGGUCUUCCAGUACUUUUGCUCCAGCGCAAGUCACAGAAGAAGCGUUUGAUCACCUGGAGAAGCUGUACAAGCUCAUGGAACAGAUGCUUGAGUUGAGGGAACAAAACGUCAGGCUACAUAGAAGAAUUCGUGAUUUGGAACAUCUAAACAACCUGGAAAAGAUCCACCUCAAUCCAGCCUCAGUAGAAGAAGAUUACCCCGACCUAGAUAAAGACACAGCCUUUGCAGAGGUCAUCCUGGAAUCCAUCUUGCAGGAUCCAAAGAAUAAGGACUCUCUGAGGCAUAAAAACCGGUCUUCGUUGUUGAAAAGGCAUAGGAGUUGUUCUACAACGGAUAAACCUUCUUUAAGUGAUGGUGUUAGAGAUGAGGUAACAGAAAAAGAUGAUGGCAGUAAGAAAGACAAGCAGUCAAAGGUGUCCAAGUGGACCAAAGUUAAGGCAGCUUUUAGAUGGGAAAAGGCAUCAAACGUAGGUGACAGCAAAUCCCAGGACAGCGGUAUUCACGUGCCAGUGAACUACGAGAUCGCCAGGUACUUGAGAGUACCAUCCACCAGCGACGAAAUGGGCCAUAGCGCUGGAGAUUCAGGUGCGGGUAUAUCCACUCCUGGAUCGAUCAGUUCUGCUUCAUCCAAUGAUGAUUUUCAACGAAUGGGUCGUUCAGCUUGUGAAGAUCUGAGAAGCUCUGACGAUGAAAACACAAACCAAUACAUUCCACAUCAAAAGGAUUACCGACACAAAUCCAGUUUUCAUAAGUCCCAGCUCAGAAACCCUUGGGCCAAAAUGAAGGACAUCAUCCACCCGAGAAACAGCCUGAAGAAAAAACACAGGCUGUCAGCUGCCAGCGACGACAUACAAAUAGACGUGGAAUUCUGUAGUGAUAACGAAGAUGUUUUUGAAAGUGACGACCCAAUCAGCAAAAGUACUCAUCUUUCUUUAUCACCAUCUCCUAACGUUUGCAGUACUCCAAGUACUAGUCCAAGCUGUCUUGAAGUACCUCCAGAGGUUGUUGAGCGAUAUCAGAGAGCUUUGGCAGAAGACAGUGCUUCAGACUCUGAGGCCAGACCAUCUAGAUGGAGUAGAGUAAGAAGAGCUUUCCUUAACAGGACACCAAAAACUUCCUGUUCCUCUCAUGUUAAAGAGAAAUCUGAUGAUGGGGCAGUAGAGGAAGAAAUCAAGCAGAACUACGUCAGGUUGCAGAAGAAAAUCAGUCUAGAGUUCCAAGACAAGCUCAGCGAAUGGGAGAGACUAAAACAAAGUUCUCCAGGAGCUUCCAGUCCUGGAUCUGUGAGUGGUUUCUCUGAAGAAGCCAAGGAUCCAGCUUUCGUUAAGAAAAUGGAAGAAUGGCAGAAAAUGAAGAACCAAUUUUCAGGGAACAAACCCAGGUUGUCACAGGUGACUCGAGAGUACGAAUUGCCUCCAGACUUCAAGAAGAAGUUACAAGAGUGGGAGAAAAUUAAGAAAACCAGUUUGGGACCCAAGAAAAAGCUAGGAGACGUACCUAAAUGGAAAAGCUUAGGAGGACCAAGAUCUUCCGAUCACCCUGUGUUCGAAUAUCCAGCCCUUUCUGAGGAGUUCAGAAAGAAACUGGAAGAAUGGAAGCAAAUCAAAGCCAGUGGUGGCCCUUCCUGUUACGUGGAGCACAAGAAAAUGUCGGAAAAAACUCCGAGUCCAAAAUUGAGCAGGAAGAAUUCAUCGCCCAAGCAGAGCAAAAAGUCCAAAGACCAAAACAAAGAACUACAUUGGUUUGAGAAAGAACUUGGGAAAAUUGAGAAAGAAAAGUUUCGCUUGGAGCGGGAAAGACAGAAGUUUAUUGAAAGAGAAGAAAGGUUAUCAAAAUUAAGAAAAUCAGUUCUGGGGGGACAAACAAAGAAAGAAGUACUGAUCCACACCCCUUCAGGCUUCCACAGAUUUGAAGGCAUAUCCAGAAAAUUCACCCAAAAGCUCUACGAGUGGGAAAAGUCCCAAGGCAUUGCUCCAGAGGCUUCUACCUUUGCUCUACUCUCUUCCUCCAACUACACCUCAGAAAUCAGACCAGGCUACACCAAGAACACCUCAGGAACACACUCAGCGUCUUUAACAAGAUCCAAGUCAGCUGACAGUAUAGCCGUUUCAGCUCUAAACCUGGCAUGUCCACUGCUUUCCGGUCAUCCAUCUUCUUUGUCACUGAACGACAUGGAAGAACUCGAGAAGGAAUGUCUAGGAAACUCUAAAACGUCUUCUUUGGAAAGUCAUGAUCUGUUUCUGGAUGAACCAGAGGCAGUUUUGGUGGAGGUUGAGGAUUACGAAGAAGAAACUGCUGAGCCUCUGCAUGUCAGUUGUGUGGAGAGGCAGCAGUUGCCUGUGUACCAGAGACAAGAGUUUAAGCCUCUUUGUGAAAGUGAAACAAUAGCUAUACCAAAGAUACGUAGAAGUGAAUCAGCGAGGGCUCAAACUAGCUACGACCUGAUGGAAGCUAUUUCCAAGUUACUGACAGAGCUACAAGUAACUGAAGACGAAAUACGGUGUCUUGUUGAAAACAAGAAUCUCCAGGAAGGACAAAACAAAAAGACUUUUAAGUUCCUCAACGAACUUCAAAACCAAUCAGUCAGCAAACUCAACGAAAAACUGUUAAAGUUACACGACUCCAACAACAACGUAGCAUCCAAUAUAUCAAAAGAUGAACAGCCUGAGCAGUCCAGCAUGGACGAAAUUCUGAAAUCUAUCCGUAACAGCCCAACAGAAAUGAUGGCAAUGACAGAUCAAAUGGAGAAAAGCAUCUCCAUUAGACUCUCCUCAUCUGAGAUUAUCUACCCCACCGCCUUGUUUGAACUUAUAAAAGACGUACGUGUUAAAAUAACAGAACUACGUCGUUUUCUGAGUUACGUUUGCGGGUCCACUGAUUCCAGAUCGUUAUCCAGAAAGGUUUCUGAGGAGAAGAAGAUGAAACUACGCAAGACGUCUUCGAACGAUGGUAGAAUGGAAAGCAGUGAUAAUUCAAGAAAAAGCAGUGACAAAGAGAGACGGUUUAUAAAAAUGGAUAGCACUAAUGGUCAAACCAAUCUCACUGUGGGUCAAGGUGCAGUGAAAAAAAGGAUCAGAUACCGUCAAAAAACCCUCCAAAAGAACCUGGUAGAUACAGACGAUGAAGAAGUGGAUGCAGAACCCCAGAAAAUGGUACGCCAGCACAAGAAACUCACCCGAACUCGCUCAAUCUCUGACGGAAACUUAAACCCAACCUUUGACGACAAUUUUCUAAGUCCAGGAACACCAAAUCCUGAAACUUCCACUUCUGAGUCCAGACUGGAUUCAUCACCCUCUGAAUCAGCUGUGACUCUUUUUGUUAAAACAACUAGAAAACUAUUUACACCACUCAUAGAAACUUCUUUAUCCAAAAACAUCCCUGAGACAUCUCCUAAAGAACCAAAAACACCAGUUGAUAGAGAACCACAACCAGAAAGACCUCCAUUGCCUGGUUCUCCAGUUCCUCAGAGGAAGGUCUUCAAAGAAGUGUCACCAAGCAUCAGACUGAUGAUGGCUAAAUUCAACCAAAACGCUCUACAAGCAUCUGGCAUCAAAUCAGGUGGUUCCAGUGGCUCUAGCUCGCCGGUAGCAUGGAGAUCUCCUGUUUCCGAGAGACGAGUUAAAGUACAGACUGAAAAGUACCAAGAGGAGAUCAUAAAAAUGUCUCCUUUACUCGGAAGAAGAAAUGAUGUUGAAAAAUCUUCAAGUGCCACAACCAUGUUUUCUUCGUCCAAACAAGUAACUAUACCUGCCAGAAAAUCUUCUCUAAACAACACAACAGUUCAAAAUUCAUCUUCUGAAGCUUCCUCAGAUUUAGCAGCGUUGAAAAGAAGUCUAACUCUGGAUAUUUCUCUGGCAAACCAAAACAAUAACUUACAAAAUUUAAGUAUGUCUGCUGAAAUGAGGAUGAGGAAGUUACAGAAAGCCAAAGAGGAGUUUCUGAGGACUCCUAUAUCAGCUCCGUGUUUUGUUAGAAAUGAUGGGUUACAGUACCCUCAAAGAAAUAGGUUGAGUCAAGUAAGUAUGGAAAGUGAGACCAGUUAUGACCAAGCAUCGCUUCCAGGAGCGUUGAUCAAGUCAGCUUCGGCUGGUAUGAUCAACAUUGAAGCUGACGCUUACAAAAUUAUUGAUCCAGAGUACAGACCAGAAGGUUACGUCUCACUGCCCAGACAAGCCAGAAAAUCCAAAGACCUGGGAAAAUCGGCAUUUUCCAGCAUAGCUGCCAAGUUUCGCAAAGUGAAAAUGAGACGCGGUAAAGACAAGGAUAAAAAUGGGAAGAAUCAAGGACGCGAAGCUUUGGCAACGCUGUGCCGACAGAGCCUUGUCGUGGACAUCAGCCCGACCGACGGAUCUGGCAACAUCGUCGGCGACUUCGAUGGGGAAUCACCGGAAAACGGUGACGUCAGAAGAAGUAGCAAAGAUAGCAGAGACAGCCUAUCAAAAAGCAGCUCGUGGAUCAAAAGAUCGCUGUUUAAAAGAUAAAACCGCGUUGCCAGAUUUACAAAAAAUCGGAACAUGUCCGGAUAAAAAAUGCGACGUUGCCAAGUCUCAAUUAAAUCAGAAGAUUUACUUUAUUUUCAUGAAUUACUCAAAAUAAAGUUAUUAACGAGACAGUGCCUUUACAAACGAACGAUAUAUAGUUAGAUCUCUCCACGAAUUUCGACAAAAUAAAUCAUAUUUAUGAAUUUAUAUAAACAAUAAUUAUACAUUAAAAUAGUUUUUAUAUUUUUCCUGAAAAAAUACGACGUCUGUGCAACAUAAUAUAGCAGCAUAUCAAUUCAAAUUAUUUUUUCUAGACGAGCGGUGUUGUCACUUGUUGUUUUAUUUCGGAUGAUUUAGGGAAAAAGCAAAUAUUGACUAUGUUGUUUUUUACUAACUCUCUAGAUUUAAGAUUCGAUGUCAGAGUAAUUUUAGAAUUUUUAUCGCUUUUUGUUGUUAUUAUAAAUCGAUGUUUUUU